Molecule: messenger RNA, 1535 nt
Organism: Nymphalis io (European peacock)
Lineage: Eukaryota; Metazoa; Arthropoda; Insecta; Lepidoptera; Nymphalidae
Product: igLON family member 5-like
Exons: 13
Coding region: 135-1469 (444 amino acids)
Biological process (GO): synapse organization; homophilic cell-cell adhesion
Cellular component (GO): plasma membrane; neuronal cell body; axon
Molecular function (GO): protein binding; axon guidance receptor activity
Source: RefSeq, a predicted model, not a curated record
AAAGAAUUUCACGUAAAAAUAUUUCUACUUAAAUAAUACUGUAUUGAGAACGAAUCUUGAGGCGGAUAAAUAUACAAAGUGAGGUUUAAAAAGAGAUGAGGCAUGGUGUGACGGCCAAGUCUAGAGGCUGAGCCAUGGAGCCAAGCUGGGUGAUACUUGCCACGGCCCUUGUGGCUGUAUUUGCGCAAAACAACAGAAACGAUGGUCCCAGGUUCCUGUCCCGGGGGCAUUCAUUCAGAACAGUGGUAGGAGACACGCUGUUAUUACCUUGCCAAGUCCAGAACUUAGGGUCACUAGUACUGCUAUGGAGGCGAGGUCCUGCCGUCCUGACAGCUGCAAGCCUUAUGGUGACGAGAGAUGAAAGAUUUCGCCUUGUUGACGGCUAUAAUCUUCAAAUAACAGACGUUGGACCACAGGAUGCUGGUGACUACGUCUGUCAGAUAUCAGACCGCGUGGCACGGGACCAAGUGCACACAGUGGAGGUUCUGGUACCUCCAAGCGUUCGAGCCUCACCGGAGUCCAGGCAUGCGGCUGCCAGACGAGGUGGCGCUGCUGUGCUGGAAUGUCGAGCGUCAGGGAACCCGGUACCGUCAGUGACCUGGCAUAAGUUGAACGAGACAAGCACCCGUUUGGGUGAAGGAGCCCAGCUUCAGCUAUCCAGACUGGAACGUCAACAUAGUGGGAAGUAUGCCUGCACGGUGGACAAUGGCGUUGGACCACCAAUAGUUACAGAGUUCCAGCUGCAAGUGCUAUAUCCUCCAGAGAUCACCGUGGAGAGAUCGUGGGUUCAUACUGGGGAAGGCUUCCGGGCUGAGCUGCUGUGUACCGUCCUCGCCGACCCACCAGCUGAGGUUCUCUGGUACCAGAAUUCAUUUCCGCUGUCCGCAUCAGAACGCGUGACGAUGUCCGUGCGAGGGAACAACCACACGCUCCUCAUUGCCAACGUUCAACCGGAAGACUUCGGCAAUUUCACGUGUGUAGCCGACAACAGCCUCGGCCGAGCUCGUCAACACGUGGAAGUAUCUGGAAGACCAGGAGCAGCUCGCUUUACUUCCCCCCCUCUUGCCAGAUCCAGAACAUCGUAUACCUUGUCCUUUUCCGUUGACAGCUACCCUCCACUUGACGAAUUGAGGCUACUAUAUAGACAGCUCGCGAUAAACGAAUCGUUCCAACAACCUGGUCGCUGGCACGACGUUGUCAUCCCCGCGCCUGAACCCGCGGGCUCCUUGACACACAGGGUGACACACGAGCUCAGAGGGUUGCAGCCGGGGGCGGUGUACGAAGCGAUUGUCCAGGCGAAGAAUAGAUAUGGAUGGAAUGAAGUCAGCGAUAUAUUCCAAUUCCACACACUAGGCGGUUCACACUCAGUACACGCAGACGAACUAUCGCCGAUGUUCUCGUCAGCGGUCACCCAUCGAAUGACAACGUUUACUGUCGUCCUCGCCUUUUAUGUCUACCUACUCGGAUGAUUGGGGAUUCCCAGCCAAUUCGAAUUUUGACGUUCCAAUUUUAACACCAAUCUAUUUUUCAUUUGA